Molecule: messenger RNA, 2535 nt
Organism: Ostreobium quekettii
Lineage: Eukaryota; Viridiplantae; Chlorophyta; Ulvophyceae; Bryopsidales; Ostreobiaceae
Source: the annotation of a GenBank genome assembly
AUGCAGAGCGGGACGAGGAUCCCAAAGCCCUCCGGAGGGGGAAGGGCGCCGGCGGGCGCAGAGGGCAGACAGGCUGGACGCGAUCGGACGAACGAAUGGAACAACGGCCGCAAGAUGGAACAGCCGGCGCUGGCCGACGCUGAGGGUGGCGCCCUGAAGGCACGGCAGACUCGAGCGCAGUCGCGCCUCCAGAAGCCCUCACUCCCAGAGGCGGUCCUGCGGGGCUCCAGGAAGCGCAAGGACGUGGGCGAUGGCUGUCCAGGACCGCAGGCCAAGAGGCAGCCCUCGGCACAGAAGAGCGCACCACCGCCACCGGCCGAAGAGACCUUCGAGGAGCUGCAUGAGAGGACCGGCAAGUCGGAGCUGGACAUACUGAGCGAGAAGCUCAAGUUCAACAAGGGCGCCAGCGCGCCCAAGAAAAUGGAGCUGAUGAAGAACUGCAUCAAGGACCUGCGGACGGUGGGGCACUCUCUAUUGGAGAGGAAGGACAAGUUCGAGGCGGAGGCGUCGUACCAGGCGGCGCAUGUGGAGGAGCUGCGCGCCGUCUGGGAGGGAGAGGAGGCGAUGCGCGACAAGAGGAUAGAGGGCCUCGAGGAGGAGCUGCAGGGCGCCAAGGCGAGCCUGUCUGACACGAAAGACUGCUUGUCUCGCGUCCAGGAUGAGCUGAGGGACCUGCACCAGACAUCUGGGCAGCAGAUAUCUUCUCUCGACGAGGCCCUGCGCACCUCCAAACACGAGCUCGCCUUCUGUGAGAAAAGCUUGAGCGAAAGGACUGCCAAGGUGGAGGAGCUGGAAGAGAGCAGCAGGACGGCGCAGAAUUACAGCACAUCUCUGCAGAACUACAACCAAGGCCUUCAGCGCCAACUGAGCGAGCAGAAGGAAGCCUGUCAGGCUCUGGUGGACGAAAAUCGCGGCCUGAAGGAGCAAGUCAUGUUGCUGAGCGGCUCCACAACCCAGCUGGAGCAGAAAGUCGAGGCUGUCAAGAGCGUGGCAGAGACAAAGGUGCAGCUGCUCCAGGGAGACAGCAGCCAGGCCAAAUCGGAGUUGGCCAGGUUGUCCAAGGAGUUGCACAGCGUCACGUUGGCCAGGGACCAAUGGCAGCGGGAUUGCGAGAAAUGGAAGGCACAGGCAGACAUGUACCAGGAAAAGACUGGGAAGAGCCUUGAGGAGAUGCAGAACAUGGAAACUCGGAGGAUGGCAUUGGAAGGCAUGUGCUCCGAUCAGGAUGAGAUAAUGGAGAGGCUGAGGCGCGAAACAGCGAUUGCUGUAGAGCAGAAGAGGCUUGCAGAAGAGUUAGCCUCAAGGAGGGGCGAUGAGAAUGUCGAGCUCAAGAGGAAAGUUGAGAGCCUGGAGGCUCUGGUGGUGGAGAAAGAGACUCAGAUGAAGGAGGGUGAAGAGAUCCGCAAGCGACUGCACAACACCAUCAUGGAGCUGAAAGGCAACAUCAGGGUAUUUUGCAGAGUCCGACCGGUUGGAGACGGCGAGUGUGGAACAGCUCCAAAGACUGCCACGCCAUUGGUGGAGUACCCCUCACAAGGCGACCAGAAGGACAGGGCGAUCAAGGUGCUGGCGCCCAGUGGCUCUUCUGGAACGUCAUCAGACUUCCAGCCAUUCGAGUUCGCGUUCGACAGAGUAUUUCCAGCCCAGAGCACGCAGGAGGACGUGUUUGACGAGAUAUCCCAGCUUGUCCAGAGCGCCCUUGAUGGGUACAAGGUCUGCAUUUUUGCAUAUGGCCAAACAGGCAGCGGCAAGACGUACACGAUGUUGGGGAACAGUGAGAACAACGGUGUGAUCCCACGAGUGAUGCAGCAGGUCUUCCAGACCAGCAACGAGCUGCGAGAGCAGGGCUGGAACUUCCGCAUGCGGGCGAGCAUAUUAGAGGUCUACAACGAGGAAUACAAAGACCUGCUCGGGAAGCAUUUGGCAGCCAACGAGAAGCAUAAAGUGCACCAUGAUGCUCACGGGAACACCACAGUGAGCGGCCUGACGACAGUGGACGUCAGCAAGCCCGAAAAUGCAGCAGAACUCCUGAGGAGGGCAAUGGAGAAACGGGCCGUCGGGGCAACCAAGAUGAACGACAACUCGUCACGGAGCCACAUGGUUUUCACCCUAAAGCUGGAUGGCAGCAACGAGGGCACCCAACAGCACGUGCAAGGUGUCCUCAAUCUCAUCGACCUCGCGGGCAGCGAGCGAGUCAAGGCUUCAGGCUCGCAGGGUGACAGGCUCAAGGAGGCCCAGAACAUCAACAAGAGCCUGAGCGCGUUGGGUGACGUGAUAAUGGCACUGGGGACCAAGAAUGAGCACGUGCCUUACAGGAACUCCAAGCUGACAUGGCUGCUGCAGAACUCGCUCAGCGGCGCCUCCAAGGUCCUAAUGUUUGUCAACAUCUCGCCUGCGCAGGAGUCUGCAAACGAGUCAUUGUGUUCUUUGCGAUUUGCCGCCAAAGUGAAUGCUUGCGAAAUUGGGGUGGCCAGGAGGACGGUGAAGACAGACCAAAAAGACAGCCAGCCAACGCGGUCUCCACGGUCAAGAUGA